This is a messenger RNA of Striga asiatica, 360 nucleotides long. The record is from the annotation of a GenBank genome assembly. NCBI's taxonomy places the organism in Eukaryota, Viridiplantae, Streptophyta, Magnoliopsida, Lamiales, Orobanchaceae.
AUGGAUAUAGCUGACGACUUAAUCCGCCAAUUCCUAGCUGCCCGGAUAAACACACUGCCAAUUCGGACAAACGCGUUCCUAUCAUCACUCUGCACUCGAAACCUCAAGACACAUAACGGCACAAGGGAUUCCAAAGCCAAGCCCCCAGCUCAAAUUGUCCUGGAUUUCAAAACAAGCAGGGCUACUAAUACACCUCCGCAAAAGCAAAAGUACCACCAAUUGAAGAACGAGCUCUUGGCUUUACGCUCUUUCGGGUCCUGCUCGUCAAAUUGGUCAGCUCCAAAAGCUUGGACACAGGGUUUGUGCCCUCCUUGGGCUAAGGCAACUGUGUACAAGGAGAAGAAAAAGAGAGUGAUCUGA